AUGUGCCUUUGUUGCGACAGAUGUCGUCCAAGCCGGUUGGAUGAUUCUAGUUUGAAUGAUGACAACCCGGUAACAGAAGAGGAAAUAGGUGAAAAGUCUUGCGAUGACCAAGCUGUGAUAGUAUACCGUGAAGAAGAUUGUUUGCUGACAGCGAGUGUGGCACUGAACAUCACAGCGCACGGCUGCGUCAUUGGUUUCUCAGCCGUCCUGAUCCCAGCGUUGCGACGCCCAGAAUCUCAUAUCCAGGUUACUCCAAGCCAGGAGUCAUGGAUCGCUUCCAUCAUCGGGUUUGCGCUGAUUGUGGGAAACUUCAUUAUCACUCCCCUCAUGGACACCAUCGGGCGGAAGAAGUCCCACCUACUAACAAUACUACCAAUUUUUAUCGGGUGGUAUCUGCUUCUGCUAGUGAACAGCGUAGCUGGUCUUAUAGCAGCCAGGUUUCUCCAGGGUGUUGCUAUGGGAAUGCUUGGACCCUUGGGCUCAAUAAUUAUUGGUGAAAUGACAGACCCCAGAAAUCGAGGAGCUUUCCUCACUAGUGUAUCUCUAUCCUUAACCAUGGGAGUAAUGACUACGCAUGCAUUGGGCAUAUACUUUAGCUGGCAGCAAAAUGUCCUAAUAUGCUCUUUUAUAACGUUUACAAGUCUAGUACUUAUUAUCUACUAUAACCCUGAGUCUCCAUCAUGGUUGAUAGCUAAAGGCAGAUAUGAGGAAGGAGAAGAAAUAUUUUUCUGGCUCCGUGGAAGGGAUUCAGUUCAAGAAGCAGAACUAGAGAAUAUGAUAGCAGCUCAGAAAAUGCAGCGAAAAUCAAGUUUAAUUGAAGAGAAGCAGUCAUUAAAAGUGAAAGUGAAAGGAUUUUUCUCAUAUUUGAGAAACACAUCUAAAAAGCCUGAAUUUUAUAAACCAAUUAUUAUCAUGUCAAUGUUGUACACUAUGUUCCAAUUUGCUGGAAUUAACGUUAUUAGUUCGUAUGCAAUGGAUAUUAUUCAUAAAGUGGUCGGGCCGCAAGCUAAUGCUAAGUUUAUAAUGGUAAUGUUAGAUGUAGAGAGGGUAAUUUGUAAUAUACUAGCAGUCUUUCUAAUGAAAACAUUGAAACGACGGACUUUACUGUUCAGUAGUGGAGCGGUCUGUGUUUUAUCAUAUAUAGGUAAAAGUUUCUACGUGUAUGCGAAACAAAACGACAUGUUGCCAUACGACAACGAAUGGAUUCCUCUCCUGCUGAUCGGUAUAUACAUGUGCUCUCUUACUAUUGGUAUAUCCUCCAUCCCGUUUGCGAUUUCAGGGGAGAUUUUCCCGUUAGAAUAUAGAGGUUUAGGUGGUGGAAUCAGUAUUUUAUGCCUGUCUCUAAACUUUUUCGUAGCAGUCAAGUCCUUCCCAGUACUAACCAAUGCUGUGGGGCUUCCUAUAACAUAUUUAAUCUACGCUGGGGCUGUUGUGUUUUGUUUAUCAAUUGUCUAUUUUAUGAUGCCUGAAACGAAAGACAGGACUCUCCAAGAGAUUGAAGACAGUUUUCGUGGGUUGUCUCCAAAUGACCGCAAGUGCGCGCAGCCGUUAAACGGUUACAGUAAUAAUGAUUUGCGUAGAUGUAGUUCACAUAUACUGUAC
Brenthis ino (lesser marbled fritillary) is the source of this 1602-nucleotide messenger RNA. The record is from the annotation of a GenBank genome assembly. Lineage: Eukaryota; Metazoa; Arthropoda; Insecta; Lepidoptera; Nymphalidae.